AUGACCUCCAUUAUAAAAUUACACUGCCUCUCUGGAGCUGGGGAUGAAUCUCCUCCUUGUUAUGUGUUGCAAAUAGAUGAAUUUAAAUUCCUCUUAGACUGUGGCUGGGACGAGAAAUUCGAUACAGACUUUAUUAAGGAAUUAAAAAGGCAUGUAAACAGUAUAGAUGCAGUACUUUUAUCACAUUCUGACCCGUUACACUUAGGAGCACUUCCAUAUGCGGUUGGACAAUUGGGUCUUAACUGUCCAAUAUAUGCCACAUUACCUGUCUUCAAAAUGGGCCAAAUGUUUAUGUAUGAUUUAUAUCAGUCACAUAAAAAUAUGACCGAUUUUGACCUGUUUACUUUAGAUGAUGUUGAUACUGCAUUUGAUAGAAUAACCCAAUUGAAAUAUAAUCAGAGUAUUGAUAUGAAGGGCAAAGGUUUAGGACUCCGUAUAACACCAGUACCAGCAGGACAUCUUCUUGGUGGAACAAUAUGGCGUAUAGCCGCCCCGGGUGAAGAGGAUAUUGUUUAUGCACCAGACUUUAACCAUAAGAAGGAGAGGCAUCUUAAUGGGUGUGAAAUUGAAAAGAUUAUGAGACCAUCAUUGUUACUAUUAGGAGCUACAAAUGCAGAUUAUGUGCAGCAGAGGAGAAGGUUGAGGGAUGAAAAACUUAUGACAACAAUACUAACAACUUUACGGGGUGGUGGAUCUGUGCUGGUUUGCACAGACACAGCAGGGCGAGUCUUAGAGUUAGCUCACAUGUUGGAUCAGCUUUGGCGAAAUAAGGACUCAGGACUCGUUGCAUAUUCACUGUUACUCUUGUCAAAUGUCAGUUACAAUGUGGUAGAGUUUGCUAAGUCGCAGAUAGAAUGGAUGAGUGACAAGUUAACUCGUGCUUUUGAAGGUGCCCGAAGUAAUCCUUUUGCCCUACGACACCUGCAUUUAUGUCACUCUGUGGCUGAGGUCACUAGGACACCUGGGCCCAAGGUGGUGUUGGCUUCCUUCCCAGACUUAGAAUCAGGAUUCGCCAGAGACCUCUUCAUUUUAUGGGCUCAACAAUCACAAAAUUCUAUUGUAUUAACUGCCAGAACAUCACCAGGCACGCUUGCCAGAGAUCUCAUAGACAAGGGCGGCGACCGUACCAUAGAGAUGACAGUACGCCGCCGAGUGCGGCUAGAGGGCGCAGAACUAGAAGAGUUCAUGCAACAGCAACGGAGUAAAGUCAAGGAUCCUGUGAAAGAAGAAGUGGAUGGUUUAUCAUCAGAUUCGGAGUCGGAUGGUGAAUUGGAGAUGUGGGUGGUGACUGGGCGUCAUGACAUCCCCGUCCGCUCCGAGUAUAGAGCCGGGGGCUGCUUCAAGUCAAACAAAAGACACCACGCCAUGUACCCCUGUCACGAGGAUCGCACCAGGGCGGAUGACUACGGCGAAAUUAUACGGCCUGAAGACUACAGAUUAGCAGAAAUAGUUGAUGCUGAAGGGGAAAUACGUGACGUACCUCCCGCCCCACCGCAGAAACCUGAGCCUGAAGAGGAAAUAAUAGAAAUACCGAGUAAAUGCAUGUCUUCGGUGCGACAGAUAGCGAUUAAAGCUAGUAUUCAGUACAUAGAGUUGGAAGGAAGGUGCGACGGGGAGUCCCUACUUCGAGUCGUGGCACAUGCAAAGCCCAGGGCUAUAGUGGCGUUAAGGGCUGGACCUAAUGCUGUUAACACGCUGAGAAAACAUUGUGAGAAUGAAGGUAUAGAAAAAAUGUACACCCCUGGAAAAGGCGACGUAGUGGAUGCCACCACUGAAUCGCACAUUUACCAGGUAAAACUGACGGACAGUCUGAUGAGCGGUAUGUCUUGGCGGACAGCUGGAGAUGCGGAACUGGCCUGGUUGACAGCUACAGUGGCCGAACCUCGAGCUAGGGAACCUAACAGUGAAGAAUCAGUUCUAGACGACAUGAUAGCACUAGAGGCCUGUGAGGGUAACACACCGGGUCACGCGGCGGCAUUCAUCAACUCUUUGAAGCUUUCUGAGCUGAGAAGCGCUCUAGCCAAGCACGGGCUUAACGCUGAAUUUAACGCAGGAGCGCUGGAAUGCUGUAAUGGAACUAUCGCUAUUCGGAGGAUGGAGAGUGGUCGAAUUGCAUUGGAAGGAGUUUUAUCGGAAGAGUAUUACAUAGUAAGGGAAUUGCUCUAUGAUCAGUUCGCGAUCGUUUAA
Molecule: messenger RNA, 2187 nt
Organism: Pieris macdunnoughi
Lineage: Eukaryota; Metazoa; Arthropoda; Insecta; Lepidoptera; Pieridae
Source: the annotation of a GenBank genome assembly